Molecule: messenger RNA, 447 nt
Organism: Dibothriocephalus latus
Lineage: Eukaryota; Metazoa; Platyhelminthes; Cestoda; Diphyllobothriidea; Diphyllobothriidae
Source: the annotation of a GenBank genome assembly
AUGCACCAGGAACUCAAAGCGUGGGCACGGGAUUGCGUGCACUGUCAACGGAGCAAGGUCUGGCAGCACAGCAAGGCACAUGGUGGCAAGUUUUCCGGCCCUGGUCCAAGGUUCAAUCACAUCCAUCUGGACGUCCUAGGCACUCUGCUUCUGCCUAUUAAGUGUUCCUACCUCUUAACCUGCGUCUAUCGAUCCACCCGGUGGCCUGAGGCUAUCUUUCUGCCCAAUGUUGAGGCCUUCCUCAGACCUUGGGUUGCCGUCUCCGAAGCUCCCUCCACUAUCACGACUGAUCGUGGUGCCCAAUUCGAAUGCGACCUUUUCCAAUCUCUUCCUUUCGUUUUAGGUUUAACCCGCAUCCACCCUGCAGACUAUCAUCUGGCUGCCCACUGGAUGGUCGAGGGAUUUCAUCGCCAGUUAAAGGCCUCCCCACCCGGAGAACUGUAUUGA